AUGCGCCUCCCAUCCAUAAUUCUUCUACUCACGGCUCUUCUAUGCCAGGUAUUUCUCUUAAUGGCUGGCAGUCAAACUAGGAGCUUUCUUGAAAAAGACCUUGCUGUAUUCAAAGUGGACUUUUCGAAUGUUUGGAAGAACGUCAACCCGCUCCAGGUCCGAAAACCUAACGAAAGAUUCAAAAAGAUCAGGGGGUUGCCUAUUUGUGUUGCUAACCGAUGUCCAAAGAACUCUGGCCUAGUGGAUGAGAUAUUUGGGGUGAUUAGUAUCCCUCAGAGUAUCGAAUUUUUCGUUCUAACUUCCUGCGACGAGUAUCCUAACGGCAACCGAGAAUGCGCAAUACUGAAGCUUUCGCCAUUUACGAAUUCGAUCGUCAAGAAUCAUAACGCAAACAAAAUAUGGCAAAGCGUUGGAAUUUCAGCAAUCCUCAUGGCAGGAACAACGGGUUUAAGGCUCUGUAACAACCUUGUCAUCAUCUAUACAGCGAGAAAAGAGAACCCAUGGAUCUCAGGGGUAACUACUACUUGCAUAUAG
Molecule: messenger RNA, 534 nt
Organism: Orbilia oligospora ATCC 24927
Lineage: Eukaryota; Fungi; Ascomycota; Orbiliomycetes; Orbiliales; Orbiliaceae
Exons: 1
Coding region: 1-534 (177 amino acids)
Source: RefSeq, a predicted model, not a curated record